Messenger RNA from Brugia malayi, 3714 nucleotides. It is a transcript of the gene Bma-pld-1, whose product is annotated as Phospholipase d protein 1, putative. Gene Ontology annotation, biological process: phosphatidic acid biosynthetic process; cell motility; intracellular signal transduction. The record is from RefSeq and is a predicted model, not a curated record. Gene Ontology annotation, molecular function: phosphatidylinositol binding; D-type glycerophospholipase activity. Lineage: Eukaryota; Metazoa; Nematoda; Chromadorea; Rhabditida; Onchocercidae. Bases 1 to 3714 code for a protein of 1237 amino acids. The transcript has 25 exons.
AUGGCUGAUGGAAGUGAUCAUGAAGAUUUCGAUGGUUUUGCUUGUGAUUGUAUCGUAUCUCAACUCUAUGAAGCAUUACCUGGUUCACCAAGUUAUAAAAUUGGUAUUGUACCCUAUCUAUCAACAUAUGAUACUCAAGAUCAAGCACGACAUCGUGGUUAUUGGAUUCCCGGUGUUCCGGUAAAAGCUCGAAUAACUGAUGUAAAACGAGAUGAAAAAUUUGGAUUGCAUCUUAUAAAUGCUUAUUUAUAUGUAAUUGAACUGGAACAUGGACCAUUUCGAUGGACAGUGGUUAAGCAGAAUAAAGAUUUUGCUGUGCUUGCUGCUCGACUACUCACGCAUCGAGCUGCAGAACGAAUACGAGCUCCGGUUAGGAGAGCACAGGAAGUCUUAGAUGAUGCGCUUGAAUCGAUUGGUGUUGAUAUAAUACCGGAUCACCGGAAUGAUUGUCCGUAUCGUAAGACAUCAGAUCAUCAAAAGAUUCAUAAUUUGAAUAGGUCUGAUGAUCGUGAUAAUAUACAUCAAAGUGGUACUACGAAAAACGAAAUCAAUACUGAGCAGCAGUCGGUUCCCACCGAUUUCACCCGAACUGCUUCAGUUCGUAUACCAAAUGUAUCACCACUAACAAGGGAAAACAUUUUGAAACAAAGAAAUGUACGAUUGAGCGAAAUAAAGAGGCAUCAGCUGCCAUCACUUGGUUUUGUUCCGGAUGCGGUUAUUGAUCCAAAUGAACGUCGGCAGAGAUUGGAGAAAUGGCUUCAAGCAGUAUUGCAUAUACCUGUGAAUAGAAAUCAUCACGAAACAGCAGAAUUUUUGGAAGUAUCGCGUUUUUCAUUUAUAACUGAAUUGGGUGGUAAAUAUUGCGAAGGUUUCGUAAAAAAACGCCCUGGUGGUGGAAGAGUUUUUAUCGGUUGGAAGCAAUGCUGUGUUCGUUAUUGCUUAAGAUGGUCGAAACGGUGGCUUAUUUUAAAAGAUUCAUCAGUUUGUUAUAUGAAUCCAAGAACUGAACAGAUACGUUUCGUACUUUUAUUUGAUCGUGAUUUCGAUGUUUCUGCUGGAAUUAACGAAACAGUUGGAAUGCCAGAUGGUUUGGUUAUCAGUAAUCAACAACAUAUAUUAGCAUUGAAAUGUCGAACACCACUGGAUGCCAUACAAUGGAAGGCAGCAAUACUGGAAUCAAUGAAUAGCGUUGGAAGGAUUUGGCUAGAAAAUCAUCCGUACGGAUCAACAUUUCCGGUGCGACGUGCACAAAGUGUUCAAUGGUUUGUUGAUGGACGAUCAUUUAUGGAACAUGCAGCUAAUAUGAUGGAAUUAGCACGUGAGGAAAUUUUCAUUGCAGGCUGGUGGUUAUCACCAGAAAUUUUUAUGAAAAGACCGCCAGUGGAGGGAAAUCGAUGGAGACUUGAUGAAAUUUUAAAGAGAAAAGCAGAACAAGGAGUCAGAAUAUUUGUUCUCCUAUACAAAGAAAUGGAAAUGGCCCUUGGCAUUAACAGUAUAUACACUAAACGAACUCUACAAACGCUUCAUAAAAAUAUUAAGGUACUUCGUCAUCCUGAUCAUUAUCUUUCAUCGGGUACAUUUUUCUGGGCUCAUCACGAAAAGUUAAUCGUUAUUGAUCAGCUUAUAGCAUUUGUUGGCGGUGUUGAUUUGUGCUUUGGUCGUUGGGAUGAUUGUCGUCAUAAAUUGGCUGAUUGUGGUUCGGUAAAAAUUUCCGAACAGCAAAAUAUCUGUUUAGGUGGUGAUUUUUCCAUGGUGAAAAGUGUUAGACAGAUUGUGACAGCAGCUGGAAUACUGUCACCUAUCGGAUUAGAGGAAAAUGAAGAGGUGACAAAGAAAAGUGUCGGGUACGAUGAAAUUGACAGGUCGAAUGAUUUGAUUGAUGAAGAAACUGAAAAAAUCAAAAAAACCAAAACAAAGAAUGUACAGAGAUGUUCAACAAAUUUUGCUAGACGGAAGCAGCACAAGAAAAGUCAACAUAAUGAAGGUGAUCAUGAAGCACCGCGGAAGUUAACUGAACAUAAUCAUGUCCUUCUGUCAGUGGUUAAGCAUACGCAAACUGUGAUAAGAAGGUCCAAAUCAACAGCUGAGACACCACCCAUUGAAAUGCUAAAUAUGAAUGCUGAAAGGAUGGAUAUUCAUGAUGCGAUGGAUAAAUAUAAGGCUUAUGUACAUAGUGGAAAAGCAGAAGAGGCAAAACACAAUGCUGAGAAGAAAUCAACACCGCCACCACAACGUAAGAUAUUGUCGAAAGUAGCACAUAGCUUAAAACCAUCAUCGGCUAAGAAGAACUGGCAAAAAGUUAAGCAGGAAACAACUCGAUAUGAUUUCAGAUAUAUGGAAUUACGUGAUCAAAACGAAAAAAUUCGUGCAAUGGAGGAACGUAUGACAGGUGCUGGAAAAUUAUGGGUUGGGAAAGACUACGCAAAUUUCAUUCAUAAGGAUUUUGUUGAACUCGAUAUGCCAUUUCAUGAUUUUAUCGAUAGAAAUGUGACUCCACGGAUGCCUUGGCAUGAUAUUCAUGCUUGCACAUAUGGUAGUGCUGCACGUGAUAUUGCUCGACACUUUAUUCAAAGAUGGAAUGCAACUAAGACGGAAAAAUCCAAAGAAUUGAAGGAAUAUCCCUUUUUGCUACCUAAAUGUUAUGAUACCAUUAAAGUACCACGGGUUCUAGAAACAUAUAGUAGCUUAGCUGAUGUGCAAAUUUUACGUUCAGUUUCUAAAUGGUCAUCACUUACCAACUGUACAGAAGAUAGCAUUCAACAGGCAUACCUCUCUCUUAUUGCAAAUGCACAGCAUUAUAUUUAUAUUGAAAAUCAAUUUUUUAUUUCCAUUAUUGAUAGCGAUGAUGUGAGAAAUGAAAUUUGCAAAGUACUUUGCGAACGAAUCAAACGGGCCUAUCGUGAAAGAGCAAAAUUUCGGGUAUACAUAAUGCUGCCACUGCUUCCCGGCUUUGAAGGUGAUAUUGGUGCACCAGGUGGUUCAGCAUUACAAGCUGUUUUACACUGGACUUAUAAAUCACUUUCCCGAGGACCUGAUUCGUUGAUCGAAAGUCUUAAAAGAUUUGUGCCCGAUCCGAUGGAAUAUAUUCAUAUUGGUUCUUUACGCACUUAUGAAAUUCUUUCUGGAAAAUUGCUAACCGAACUAAUUUACAUCCACUGUAAAUUAAUGAUUGUGGAUGAUCGAUAUGUGAUUAUUGGAUCAGCAAACAUAAAUGAUCGUUCACAAGUUGGUAAUAGAGAUUCGGAAGUUUGUAUCCUUGUCAAAGACUACGAAAAUGUUUCAUCUCGAAUGGACGGGAAACCGUAUGAUGCGGGUAAAUUUGCGUUCAGUUUACGUAAGACAUUGAUGAUGGAGCAUCUUGGUUUACUGCCGGAACAAAAAAGAAAACCACCGAAAAGAAAAAUUGAUGUGGAUGAUCCUGUUACUGAUUCGUUUUUUGUUGGUACAUGGGGAGCUAUUGCAAAAAAGAAUACAGAAAUAUUUGAAAAAGUCUUCAAUGUUAUUCCAACAGAUAAGCUGAAAGAUUUCGUAGAAGUACAAAUGCACGUUGCGAAAAUACCAUUAAGUGAAACUGUUCCACAGGUAGCAGAAGAAUAUCUUCGUGAUUUGAUUGGUAAUCUUGUGGAAUUUCCAUUAAAUUUUCUUGCUAAUGCUAAUCUUGCUCCAGGCUUUACAUCUAAAGAAGGUAUUGUACCGUCAUCGGUUUUUACAUAA